CUCUCUAUCUAUAUCUGUAAUUUUCGUUUUAAUUAUUGACUGAGCCAUUCGAUUUCGAUGUAACGACAUCAAUUAGGAAACUGUGGGAGUGAUUUGCCUUCAGUUGACUGUACACAAACUCACUGGACUGUGGGAGUCCUUCCCUUCUUUGUGUUCGAGGGAAUCUGGAAGUAGGAAAUUUUCGGUUCGGUUCAUGGAUUUGUAUGUGUUGUGACUUGCGAACUUCUGCUUCUGUUUACCAUGUGCUUCUAAAUUGUUCUCCUUAUAGUUCUUGAGAUUUUCGCGUGAGAUCGUGACCUUCCGCGUGGAGCUUCUAUUCUUUUUGUCCUGCUUCCAUGCAUUGGCAGAUAGAGAGGGUUCGGUGUCGGCUUCUCUUGCUUGGCAUUCUUGUUGCUUUAGUUGCAUGCUGCUUCGCUCAGCUUGCCUUUGGGCAGAUUACUCAAAGAGAAGAAGUAAUUGCCCUGAGAGCUGUCUGUCGUCAGCUCAAAGAUCCUAGGAAAGGACUGAGAAGCUGGAGAAAAGGCGACCCCUGCACGUCCAACUGGACAGGAGUCUUCUGUUAUUUCAAUUCGAACGAUGGUUAUCUACAUGUUCAACAAUUGCGAUUUCUCGGGAGGAACCUAUCGGGAACUUUAGCCCCCGAGCUUGGGAGAUUGAAACAUGUGACCAUCUUGGACUUCAGGUUUAACAAUAUGGGUGGAAGCAUACCCAGGGAGAUUGGCAACAUGACUUCGCUGAAUCUUUUACUUCUUGGCGGAAACCAGAUAUCAGGUCCUCUACCAGAUGAGCUUGGUUAUCUCCCGAAUAUAACUUUGUUUCAGCUGGAUUUGAACAACAUAUCUGGUCCACUGCCGAAAUCAUUUGCGAACUUGCCCAAAGCCAUGCACUUUCACAUGAAUAACAAUUCCAUCAGUGGCCAGAUUCCUCCCGAGCUCCAUAAAUUACCUCAACUCAUACAUUUGUUGUUGGACAAUAACAACUUAUCGGGGUAUCUUCCGCCAGAACUUUCUAGGAUGCCGAAACUGAGGAUCCUGCAAGUUGACAACAACAACUUCGAGGGGACAGAGAUUCCAGAGUCCUAUACCAACAUGAGCAAUCUCUUGAAGCUGAGCCUUAGGAACUGUAAGUUGCAGGGCGCUGUUCCGGACUUCAGCACCAUACCGAAACUUCUUUAUUUAGAUCUUAGCCAUAAUAAACUCAAUGGAACAAUACCAACAAAUAGGCUGUACUCCGGUAUCACAACGAUCGACCUUUCCAAUAACCAGCUGGGUGGAACUAUACCGUCAAACUUUUCUGGUCUUCCCCUCCUUCAGAACCUGUCUCUGGAGAAUAACUUCUUGAGUGGUGAUGUCCCAACGGAUAUAUGGCAGAAUACGAUUUUCGCUUCCAGUGCAAAACUCGUAUUGAAUUUCAGGAACAAUGCUCUUACAGAUCUUGCGGGGAGUCUUAAUCCUCCCUCUAAUGUCACCAUAAUGCUUGAAGGUAAUCCCAUUUGUCGAAGAGCGAACGAAUUAAACAUCGCCAACUCCUGUGGGAAUCAAAUUGACACAGGCGAGUCCCCGCCAAGUAGUAGUAAUAACACUUGCCCCAGUGCAUAUCUCUGCCCUGUCUCCGGAGGCUAUGAACUUGUCCCUGAUACUCCAGUAGGUUGCAAUUGUUCUGCACCAGUUGGAGUUGGAUUCCUUCUCACCAGUCCUAGUAUAUCGGAUUUCCCUCCGUAUUUCGACAUGUUCAGACACUACAUAACCUCAAAUCUUCGUUUAGAUCUCUACCAGCUGCAGAUCAAUACGCCAUUCAUCUGGGAGAAAGGUCACAGGCUUCGGUUGUUCCUGAAAUUCCACCCACACUACACUGAGAAUCAGUUCAAUGAGACCGCUCUCCAAGAUCUCAUAAACAAGAUCGCAAUGUAUUCGAUUCAUGGGAAUGACACCUUUGAUGAUAGGAUCCCAACAAGUUCGAGCAUGAAUAAGGGCGUCCUUGCUGGAAUUGUGCUAGGAUCCAUCGCUUGCGGGGGCAUCAUUAUCAUGGCUGUGGCAUUCAUUUGCUAUACUGUGGGCUGCAAGAAACAACAAGACCAAGACAGGAAGAAACAGACAGUUCCAAAGACUCCAAUGAAAAUUGAUGGCAUAAAAGGAUUCAGUUUUGAGGAACUCGAAAAGGCAGCAAGUAAUUUUGAGAUCGCGAGCCAGAUUGGCCAAGGAGGGUAUGGAAAGGUCUAUAAAGGAACCUUAGCAGAUGGAACAGUCGUGGCAAUUAAACGAGCACAGCAAGGUUCCCUACAGGGCCAGAAAGAGUUCUUUACCGAAAUAGAACUACUGUCACGACUCCAUCAUAGGAAUCUUGUUUCACUAAUCGGGUACUGUGAUGAACAGAGUGAGCAGAUGUUGGUUUAUGAAUUCAUGGCAAAUGGUUCUCUCCGCGACCUACUAUCUGAUGGUGCAGCAAGACAUGGAAGUCCUCUGAAUUUUGCAGCGAGAUUGCGUGUUGCAUUGGGGUCGGCGAAAGGAAUCCUCUACCUUCACACGGAGGCCGAUCCGCCCAUCAUACACCGCGAUAUCAAAGCAAGCAACAUAUUGCUGGACAGCAAGUUUAAUGCAAAGGUCUCAGAUUUUGGAAUUUCGAGACUCUUCCCUGAAGCUGAUGCUGAUGCAUCUGUGAGCGCUCAUAUAUUCACAUACGUGAAAGGAACACCUGGUUAUGUCGAUCCUGAAUAUUUUCAGACCCACCAAUUGACGGAGAAGAGCGAUGUUUACAGCCUCGGAAUCGUUUUCCUGGAGCUCUUGACAGGGAUGGAGACCAUUUCUCAUGGCAAGCACAUUGUCCAGGAGGUACUGGCAGCUUGUCGGGCAGAUCUGAUGUUCUCGAUAAUAGACCAGAGCAUAGGCCCUUACCCUGACGACUGCAUCAAGAAGUUAUUGGGGUUAGCUCUCAAGUGCUGUGAGGAGGAAGGUGAGGACAGACCCAUGAUGCUUGAGGUUGUCCGGGAACUCGAGAACAUUACUGCGACGUUGCCACAGUCCGACAUAAUAACACCUGAAUCGGAUGCUUCCAGUUCUGCGACGUCGGGCUCUGUCCUGUCAUCUAUUUAUGGAAGGGACUUUUCCACGUCCUCUAAUUUGCAGGGGAGUGACCUUGUGAGCGGAGUCAUUCCCACCAUUCGCCCCCGCUGAACACGCUGGUAACUGUAGUUUUCUACAUUUGCUGCAUCAAUGUGUAAAAUUCGUAACAUCUGGAGUUUACCUUAUCAAAGGGUGCUGCAAGAAUUUGAAGAUUUGGUGUUGAAUUUCCCAAUAGAUGUAUAAAAAAUAAUAUAUACAGUGACAUUUACUGAAUGCGUGAACGUAUAUACAAGCCGAUAUAUCUAUGUGGAAAGAGCCAAUUCUGUCAA
This is a messenger RNA of Punica granatum (pomegranate), 3388 nucleotides long. Lineage: Eukaryota; Viridiplantae; Streptophyta; Magnoliopsida; Myrtales; Lythraceae. The record is from RefSeq and is a predicted model, not a curated record.